Messenger RNA from Cuscuta epithymum, 3328 nucleotides. The record is from the annotation of a GenBank genome assembly. NCBI's taxonomy places the organism in Eukaryota, Viridiplantae, Streptophyta, Magnoliopsida, Solanales, Convolvulaceae.
CUUUUAUUAUAUUGGGACAUCAAAAAAAGAAAUUAGUGUUUUUGUAUUCGGACUGAGUAUAAUACUUCCAGCCGUAGCCCUAAUUCAGCAUUUCUUCUCGUUUUCGCGAAAGCAUUGAGGUCUCUGUGUUUUUGGAUUCCAGUCCCACCACAUUUUCUGGAUAGAUUCCUUCACGUAGGUGAAGGCAAAUAUUUAUAAUUUUUCCGGUCAAAAAAGUGACUCGUGGACAGUUCAGAGGAAAAAGAGUGGCAUAAAUGAAAUUAAACGAAGUAGGAGGUUGAUAUGCAUCUUUGGUUUAAAAGCCAUCUCAGUCGCUAAUCUAGAAUUCUACAGCCAUGGAUCUCCGAAAUCCAAAGAAGAGAAGUAACUUCCUCCUCUUAAAGCAGAAGAAAGAAGUAGCUGAAGAUGAGCCCAAAAACAGAUUUGGUUGUUUGCCGCCAGAAAUCGUCAAGGACAUUCUUUCAAGGCUUCCCAGUGUCAAAUCUGUUUUUCAGGUGAGGUCUGUUUGUCAUUUAUGGGAACUCUGGUCUCAUGAUCCCCAUGUUUUCCGUAUGCAUUUCUCUAGGAGUAGUAGUACAGGGUCUAAACUCAUCUAUUUCUACUCAAUACCUGAAGGCGAACUCCACUUUGUUGAAUUCUCUGAUAUUAAUGAAAAAGGGUUGAUUGCAAGUAAAAUUAAAAAUGCAUUUGUUGAUCUCACACCAAAAUCAUUUUCGGUGCUGGGCUCAUGCAAUGGCAUCAUGUUCUUAGAAGAUCUACAUAAUUCGAAGUGGAAAUGCCUAUAUAAUCCUUUUACAAGGGACUAUAAACUUGUACCCGAGCUGGACACUGAAUAUGAGUCGAUGUCUUAUUCAUAUUGGGCUGCAUACCACCCAGUCACUGAAGAGUACAAAGUAUUUGCUAUACACACCACUUUCGAUUUGGAGUGUAGAUCAAUAGCCUCUGUAUACAGUGUGAGUAAAAAUGAGUGGACAAGGAUAGGAGAGUUUCCGUUUGAAGUACGUCGGUCGGGAAAUGAAGGAGGCUUGGUCAAUGGGAGACUGCACUGGCUGACUGUUCAAAACAAUGGGAUAUUGAGUCCUUUUCCUAAUAUAACAUCGAUUGACUUCGCGGAUUAUUCCGUCAAGGAGGUUCCCAUGCCUGCGGAGGUUAUAUUUCGAAAAAGUAAGAGAUCUCAACUUGUUGUUUUAUGGGGAUGUCUUUCUAUUGGUGUAAGAAGAAUUGAUUCAAGAAUGCAUAUUUGGGUGAUGAAAACAUACGGAAUGGAAUCGUCUUGGGUGAAGCAGUAUGUCUUUGGAAGCGAAUUUCUUAAAUUUGAUCGCAAUUGGAGGAGUCGUGGCGAUGAAAUGUUACAGAUUGUAUGCGUUCUUAACAAUGAGGAAAUCUUGCUGGCUUACAAUAGAUUUGGGGAUGGAACUUUGAUUUCAUACAAUUUUGUUACUAAAAGCUAUAAGACUCUCACUUUUGGGGGAAGGCCGUCAACAACAAUGGUUAAAGCAAUAUGUGAUACAUGCUGCUGGUCAACGUGAAGGCAAUUACUCAUAAUUCUUUGGGGCAAAAAAGAGACUCAUGGACAGUUCAGGGGAAAAAGAGUGACAUAAAUGAAUUUAACCUAAAUAGGAGGUUGAUAUGCAUCUUUGGUUUAAAAGCCAUCUCAGUCGCUAAUCUAGAAUUCUACAGCAAUGGAUCUCCCAAAACCAAAGAAGAGAAGUAAUUGCCUCCUCUUAAAGGAGAAGAAAGAAGUAGCUGAAGAUGAGCCCAAUAAUAUAUUUGGUCACUUGCCGCCAGAAAUCGCCAAGGACAUUCUUUCGAGGCUUCCCAAUGUCAAAUCUAUUUUCCAGGUGAGGUAUGUUUGUCGUUCCUUGGAUCUGUGGUCUCAUGAUCCCCAUGUUUUUCGUAUGUACUUCUCUAGGAAUAGUAGUACAGGGUCUAAACUCCUCUAUCUCUACUCAAUACGUGAACGCGAACUCCACUUUGUCGAAUUUUCUGAUAUUGAGAAAGGGUUGAUUGCUAGUAAAAUUGAAAAUGCAUUUGCCGAUCUCACACCAAGAUCAUUUUCGAUGCUGAGCUCAUCCAAUGGCACCAUGUUCUUACAAGAUCAUUGGAAGUGGCAAUGCCUAUAUAAUCCUUUCACAAAGGACUAUAAAUUUGUACCCGAGCUGGACAUUCAAUAUUACGUGAUAUCUUAUUCCUAUUGGGCUGCAUGCCACCCAGUUACUGAAGAGUACAAAGUAUUUGCUAUGCACACUAUUUUAGGUUUGGCCGAAUUUCGGUCAAUAGCUGAUGUAUACAGUGUGAGUAAAAAUGAGUGGACAAGGUUAGGAGAGUUUCCUUUUAAAGUAGAUCGGGCAGGAAAUCAAGGAGUCAUGGUCAAUGGGAGACUCCACUGGCUGACUGUGCAAAACGGAUGGAAAUUGAGUCGUUGUCCUAAUAUAACUUCGAUUGACUUCAUGGAUUAUUCUGUCGAGGAGGUUCCCAUGCCUGCACAGCUUAUAUUUCGAAGAAGUAAGGGAUCUCAACUUGUUGUUUUAGGGGGGUGUCUUUCUAUUGGCAUAAGAAGAUUUGAUUCAAGGAUGCAUAUUUGGGUGAUGAAAACAUACGGAAUGGAAUCGUCUUGGGUGAAGCAAUAUGUUUUUGGAAGCGAAUUUCUUAAUUUUGACCGCAAUUGGAGAAGACGUGGCGAGGAAUCGUUACAGAUUCUAUGUCUUCUUAACAACAAGGAAAUCUUGCUAGCUUACAAUGCACGUGGGCAAGGAGCUUUGGUUUCUUACAAUUAUGUUACUGAAAGUCAUAAGACUCUUACUUUUGGGGGAAUGCUGCCAACAACAAUGUUUAGAGUAAUUUGUGAUACAUGUUGUUGGUCAGCUUAAGUGAGCUUAUUGCACUCACAUUCAAAUACUGCUCUCCUGCCCCUUCAGGAAACAUUUGUCAUCUGCCAUUUCAUUCCUAAUUGCGUGCAGUCACCGUCUCCUCUGUUGGGCUCAAAUAUUUGUAGAAGCAAGCACCUUAAAAGAAUUCGUUUUGGGGAAAUAUCAAAUAUGGCUGACUGGAGGUCUGGACUAUGCUCGGAUGCUCCAAAUAAUGUUCUUAAUGAUAUUGUUUGAAAGAUCCUUGUUUUAAAAAGAUGUCAAGUUUUUGCCGCCUGUUUUUUUUUUCAAAUUUUCAUAUGUUGGGUUUGUUGUUAAAUAAUUGCAAUGUACUGAACUAGUAUCUUUACUCGUCCCGUGCACGGGAUAAAAUGAUUUUGCGUUUUAGUUUUACUAACAGAAAAUCACUUAUUUAUAUCCCGUUUUUUUCACUGAUCGAACACGUAAGUUUUGAUUUCGCA